Macrosiphum euphorbiae (potato aphid) is the source of this 417-nucleotide messenger RNA. The record is from the annotation of a GenBank genome assembly. Lineage: Eukaryota; Metazoa; Arthropoda; Insecta; Hemiptera; Aphididae.
AUGAUGGCCCAAUUACAACUAACGCAAAAGGCAUUAAAACAAGAUACACCAUGUGCCAACAGCAAAAGGUUUCUACAAUCUUUAAUCAGUUGUAAUGUCACCUUAGAUCCAUUCAGCAAUGAGUUGGAAAAUAACAAUUUUGAACAAGAUUUAUUAGACACUGAUGAUUUGAUAAAUAAUUUUGAUUUAAUAAGUUCAUUCAAAGAUUGGGCAUUGUCUAUUUUAACCAAAUGUGAGACUCAAAUUAUUGGUAUCGAAGGAGAAUUUGACAAUGCACAAUACAUUCCAGAAUUAGUACCUCUUGUGGUUAACUCUAUGAAACUUUUCCCAUGCUGGUCUAGUAUAAUGGUUGGAAUAUUUGGUUAUGGUGAAAAAACUGCAUCAAGCAGUAGAAUUGAAAGUAACUUAAAAAAAUAG